CGUUCGGCGGAAAAACGUCAUUGCUGCGCGUCACGAGCCUUCGCAAAAGUGCGUAGUCGUUCCCUUCGAGAAACGGCGGCGUUUCGGAGUUUGCGUUGUUUAUUUUAAGCGGUUUGAGUUGUUCGUAAGAAGUCUCAGCCAUGGCGAUGCAAGCAGCCAAGCGAGCGAACAUUCGCUUGCCUCCUGAGGUGAACAGGAUAUUGUACAUUCGUAACCUUCCCUACAAGAUCACAGCAGAAGAAAUGUAUGAUAUCUUUGGGAAAUAUGGUCCUAUUCGUCAAAUCAGAGUUGGGAACACACCAGAAACCAGAGGAACCGCCUAUGUGGUCUACGAGGACAUCUUUGAUGCUAAGAAUGCCUGUGACCACCUUUCUGGGUUCAACGUCUGCAACAGAUACUUGGUUGUUUUGUACUACAAUGCAAACAGAGCAUUCCAGAAGAUGGACACAAAGAAAAAAGAAGAGCAGCUGAAACUGCUCAAAGAGAAAUACGGCAUAAACACAGACCCUCCAAAGUAGUUUUUCUUUUCUUUUCUUUUCAUACUUCUUUUAAUAUUGUUGGUCUGCCCCUUCCUUUUUCCUCCACCUGUUUAAGCAAGACUAAUGAUGAACCUCAUAUUUUGUACAGCGAAUAGCCCAUAAUUCUUAUGUAUUAAAUAUUGUGCUGGUCAAGCAUGUUUUUCUUGCUGGAUGCAUUUAAUAUGCUGUCAAUAUUUUGGGCAGAAGUGAUGUCUGGACGAUUUAUUAGGCAUAUGUACCCAGAGGAUUUUUGUAAUUAAAAAUGGAAACAUUGUGAA
Molecule: messenger RNA, 796 nt
Organism: Colossoma macropomum (tambaqui)
Lineage: Eukaryota; Metazoa; Chordata; Actinopteri; Characiformes; Serrasalmidae
Gene: sf3b6
Product: splicing factor 3b, subunit 6
Exons: 4
Coding region: 141-518 (125 amino acids)
Cellular component (GO): nucleus; ribonucleoprotein complex; cytoplasm
Molecular function (GO): mRNA binding
Source: RefSeq, a predicted model, not a curated record